UCUAAAUAAUAGGUCGCAGCGCGGUGAGCGGCAUACCCACGUUGGGCUAUAUCAGUAAUUUAUUUUUUAAAUCUUUUUUGUAUUUGCGGCAUUUACGUCGACGCGGUGACGUAAGCACGAAGUCUGACCCGGAAGUGACGCGCUCGGGCCCGUCAGACUGUGUUGAUGUUUUGUGCACGAGCUCUCGCCCGGGAAGAAGGAGACGUAUUUCAGGUUUUUUUCUCGUUCGUUUGUAUGGUGUGUUCCGUCCAAACGUCGAUGGGAAUCGUCGUGUUCUCGACGGGGAACAUUCGCUCGAUGAUUUGCGGCUAGCCAGCUAGCUCGACGCCAAACACAGCCAAUCUUUUGAUCCAAAAAGGCGGACCGACUCCUCCUCCUCCCCACCAUGACGAUCCUGCCCAAAAAGAAACCCAGCUCGGGGGUCGGGGUCGCGGAUCACGCUGAUGACACCGACCGGCGGAGCGUCGCGGACCCUCACCAGCACCCGCACCCUCACGCGGGCAGGACCGGAGCCCGGCCCCGUGCUUCUCCUCCGCCGUGGACGUACCAGCCCGCGCCGCCUUCCACCAGAGAUGAGCGGCGGAGCAUCGAAGCGGGCUCCCGGCCGCAACAGGCCUCUCCUCCGCCUGGCGGCUCCGUGGCCUCCGCGGGGCCGUGCGACGGUCGGGACGGCGGCGGCGGCGGAGUCGGCGGCGGCGGCCUGGUGGCGACCUCCCGCGGGGACCUGGUGGUGCAGGCCGGUGUGGUGGGCUGCGGCGGGAGUAUCGGCGGCUGCUGCUCCGGGCCCGGACUCAGUAAGAGGCGGCGGCAAGCGGGCACCUGCUCCGGCUCGGCGGCGCUGGCCGGAGGCAACAACAGCGAGGACGAGUAUGAGAACGCCGCCCGCCUGCAGGCAGUUGACCCGGCCACCGCCGAGCAGCAAGAGCACUGGUUUGAAAAAACUCUGCGGGACAAGAAAGGUUUCGUCAUCAAGAAGAUGAAGGAGGACGGCGCGUGUCUCUUCAGAGCUGUCGCUGACCAGGUCUAUGGCGAUCAGGACAUGCACGAGGUGGUGAGAAAACACUGCAUGGACUACCUGAUGAAGAACGCCGACUAUUUUUCCAACUACGUGACGGAGGAUUUCACCACAUACAUCAACCGGAAGAGGAAAAACAAUUGCCAUGGCAACCACAUUGAGAUGCAGGCCAUGGCAGAAAUGUACAACCGGCCUGUGGAGGUGUACCAGUACGGCACAGAGCCAAUCAACACCUUCCAUGGCAUCCAACAGAAUAACGACGAGCCCAUCCGAGUGAGCUACCACCGUAACAUCCACUACAACUCUGUUGUCAACCCCAACAAGGCCACCAUCGGCGUGGGCCUCGGCCUGCCCGCCUUCAAACCGGGGUACGCGGACCAAUCCCUGAUGAAAUCGGCCAUUAAGACGUCCGAGGAGUCGUGGAUCGAACAGCAGAUGUUGGAGGACAAGAAGCGAGCAAGCGACUGGGAGGCCACGUGCGAGGCCAUCGAGGAGCAGGUGGCCAGGGAGUCGUACCUGCAGUGGCUCCGGGACCAGGAGAAGCAGGCCCGACAGCCCAGGAAAGCCAGCGCCACCUGCAGCUCAGCCACGGCAGCGGCCUCCAGUGGCCUGGAGGACUGGGCCGCUCGGUCGCCACGGCAACGAGACUCCGACCCCUCCCACUCGGACCUCACCAGUGCCCCCUCGACUGUCAUCAAGCCGCCUUCCCCCGCCGGUGCCGCACUCAUCCUCAACAAACCACCCUCACCCUGUGCACCAGGUCCCAGUAAUCAGAGUCGGCAUCAUUUAGAGUACAGAGCCAUUAUGCAGGAGAUGUCACCUACAGCAUUUGGUCUGAGCGACUGGGAGGAUGACGAGAUCCUGGCAUCAGUCCUGGCCGUGUCCCAGCAGGAAUAUUUGGACAGCAUGAAACAUCAGAGCGGCUCCGUUCAGCAUCGAGAGCGAGAGGCGUCGCCAGACAGCAGCUGAUGGACGCACAUAGGCGACAAAUGAACCCCCACUGCCCCCGUGAACCACUGAAGACAAAGCCAGAAGAAAGAAAUGCAGUUUUUUUUCCCCCCCUUUCAAAAUCUCAUCCAUCCUUCCCUCACUCUUGUCUUUUCCUCCGAGCGGGAACUUGAGCGCAUUCUGUCUCAACAAGGGAGUCAGAAACAGCAUCAAGUCACGGGAGAGAGAGAUCUAAUCCACGGGAUCAAAAUACACACACUUCUUCUGCUCGCAUGUUCCACCUUUUUUUUUUUUUUUUUAUGGCUGAGCGGCUACGACCACAAGCCAGCUCUUGGCCGCAAGAAACAAUGUUGCCACAUGACAUCACUUUGACUUUUCAUUUUGUUCUAAUUUAUUCUGGUUUGCACAAAUUACACCACUCACAAAAUUUCGGAGUGCCGGGCUUUUGGCUGCAAUUUCAGGAAGAACCUGAGAUCCACUCUAGCCUUCCCAGGUGAAAUUGCAUUUGAUCUUCUGUGAGCUUUAGAAUCCACUUCUCCGGCUGUUCAAUGUUUCGGUGCUGUUUGCACAACUUUUUCCUCGUACGACAGGCAAACUUGGCAGCUGUUUAGGUGCAGAAUGGACCAAUAUGUUUCCUCCUUAAAUUAAAAUUGAUCUUCAAACGGUUCUCUUUGUCGCGCUAAGAACACCUCGCAAUUGUGUACCUCGCUAUUGCAAGGCUUUAAAUGGCAAACAGCCACCGAGUUUAGAGUCAAUUGCAGCAGACUGGAAGCGUCCGUCACAAAAAGGCAAAGAAGUCGAUGUCCUUGGAAAUUAAAAACAAGAAAACGCGUGUGAAUGUUGCCCUUCAGUAUCUAGUUUGAGAACAGCAAGUUAGUAAGUACUGAAACAAACAGUUGAAUUGAGUCGUUUUAAAAGGGUAGGGGUCAAAGUUCACCUGAAAAAGCUCGAGCGUAUUUGAGGUUCAUCCUUAAAUUUUGGCUGAAAGCCCAAUAUCUCAAACUUUAUUGCGAGUUGUGUAAAUAUAUUUUGAGAGGAGCUCACGGCGAUCGCCUCUCAGCGGCAGCAUCUUUCUGAUUGGCUGUCAGCCCAACUACGAGUUUAUUUCGUCCACAGUAGCCAAAACACAAAAGCGAGCAAGCUCACGAAGUUAUCGUUUAAAAA
This is a messenger RNA of Hippocampus comes (tiger tail seahorse), 3127 nucleotides long. It is a transcript of the gene otud5a, whose product is annotated as OTU deubiquitinase 5a. Gene Ontology annotation, biological process: protein deubiquitination. The record is from RefSeq and is a predicted model, not a curated record. NCBI's taxonomy places the organism in Eukaryota, Metazoa, Chordata, Actinopteri, Syngnathiformes, Syngnathidae. Gene Ontology annotation, molecular function: cysteine-type deubiquitinase activity; K63-linked deubiquitinase activity.